This is a messenger RNA of Alternaria burnsii, 1014 nucleotides long. Its product is annotated as alpha beta-hydrolase. The transcript has 2 exons. NCBI's taxonomy places the organism in Eukaryota, Fungi, Ascomycota, Dothideomycetes, Pleosporales, Pleosporaceae. The record is from RefSeq and is a predicted model, not a curated record. Gene Ontology annotation, molecular function: hydrolase activity. Bases 1 to 1014 code for a protein of 337 amino acids.
AUGGCGGACAACGACAUUGCUACGCGUGCGCCCGAGAGCGAUGCGCAGGAGACGCCUCGAGAGCAACCCCAAGAGCCUAAGCCAGCAGAGGAGAGCGUCUUUCCUGGAGACACUAGGGCGCAACAAGGGCCAAGCAUGGGUGAACACUGCACAACAGAUCGCCCGACCCCUUCUGGCGAGAAGCCCACCGGUGACCUUACGAAACUAGGCGGCGUUGACUGCUACAUCGCGAAACCGGCCGACUAUCCACAUUCACCCUCGAAGCUCCUGCUUAUGCUCACCGGCGGCACAGGCGUCAAGUCUACCAACAACCAGUUGCAGGCUGACAAAUACGCAUCCCAAGGUUACCUGGUCGUCAUGCCUGACCAAUUCGACAACGACCCGGCGCCGAAUACUGUUGAUAUGACAGAAAUUCCAAAGGAAGCGUCGUGGCUAGAGUCAGUCAAGCUGAGGACUGCUGAGGGUAUCAAAUCAUUCAUGAUCGACAUGUGGCUUGCUCGUCAUACCCCAGAGAAGGUCCUUCCGCUACUUCACAAAGUUGUCGAGGGUGCAAGGGAGGAGUAUGCCGACGCUGUUGCCAACGGUGGAGGCAUGUACGGCGUUGGCUACUGCUUCGGCGCCAAGUACAUCCUUAUGCUGGCCUCAGAGCUGCCCGACACCGUCGCCUGGGGUCAAGAAGCCCAGAAAGACGUAGAGCAAGGCACGGUUAAGAAAGAGCCGGUCCUUAGAGCCGGUGCGGUUGCGCACCCAACCAUGACAUACAAAGAGGACCUUGAAGCCGUCAAGUCUCCCGUCUACAUUGCCGCUGUCAAGGAUGAUCCCAUGUUCUCUGAGGACGAGGCAUUGACACCUGGACGAAGAGCCAUGGAAAACAAUAAAAUCGAGCAUGAGAUACAAGUCUUCUCUGACGUGCCUCACGGCUUUGCCGUCUAUGGAGAUUACGAGGACUCCAAGAUCAAGCAGUCACAAGCACAAGCUUUUGGUCAGAUGUUGGGUUGGAUACAGUCUCACUAG